This is a messenger RNA of Vespa crabro (European hornet), 7101 nucleotides long. It is a transcript of the gene twin, whose product is annotated as CCR4-NOT transcription complex subunit 6-like. The transcript is spliced from 11 exons. The record is from RefSeq and is a predicted model, not a curated record. Bases 170 to 1816 code for a protein of 548 amino acids. Gene Ontology annotation, biological process: nuclear-transcribed mRNA poly(A) tail shortening. Gene Ontology annotation, molecular function: poly(A)-specific ribonuclease activity; protein binding. Gene Ontology annotation, cellular component: CCR4-NOT complex; cytoplasm; nucleus. Lineage: Eukaryota; Metazoa; Arthropoda; Insecta; Hymenoptera; Vespidae.
CGAUCGGUGCAGUUGAUAAAUGGAGGAUUUGUGUUUGUCAAGGUAGUUUUGUUUACGCGAUAAUUUUCACUCGGAAUCAACUCCUCGCGUGUUUCGUGUGUGCUAAGAGGUAGAUGAAGGUGCGUAACAGUAUCCUUCGGUUUUCGCAUUAAAAUUGACAGGAUUUAAGAUGUCCCGUAAUCACAAGGACAAGUAUGAAAAUUCUAAUCCACAUCGUACGCACACUAUCAUGUCCACGGAGGAUGCAAACUCCGGGAAGAAAUCUUAUUGGCCGGAGUUGGAGAUAACAGGCAGUAUAAGAAAUUUGAGUCCAAAUUUAUGGCAGCUAACUCAUCUGACAGCAUUGUAUUUAAAUGGCAAUAGUUUACAAAGAAUACCAUCAGAGAUAUGCCGUUUAACGAAUUUACGUGCUUUAGAUCUGAGUAGCAAUAAAUUACGCAGUUUACCUGCGGAACUGGGGGACCUCAUCUAUCUCAGGGAGUUGUUAUUAAACCAAAACUAUCUUCGCGUGUUACCGUACGAGUUAGGAAAAUUAUUCCAGUUACAAGUGCUAGGACUUCAAGGUAAUCCUCUCAGCAAGGAGGUAAUGGCAUUGUACGGAGAACCAUCUGGAACUCACAAGCUGCUGUCGUAUAUGCUGGACAAUUUACAAGUAACCGCUAAUCAUCCGCCACAAAGACCAUGGAUUCCAUUGACAAGGCCCAAUAGGACAAGACCGACCUGUAUAUUUACGGUAAUGUGUUACAACGUGCUGUGCGACAAGUACGCGACACGGCAAAUGUACGGUUAUUGUCCAAGCUGGGCCCUCGAUUGGGAAUAUCGGAAAAAGGGAAUCCUCGAUGAAAUACGGCAUUAUGCCGCGGACAUCAUCAGCUUGCAGGAGGUCGAGACGGACCAAUUCUAUAAUUUCUUCCUGCCUGAGCUAAAGCACGACGGUUACGACGGCAUCUUCUCACCGAAAUCGCGAGCAAAGACAAUGGCCGAGAACGACAGGAAGUACGUCGACGGUUGUGCUAUUUUUUACAGAACAGCCAAAUUCACUUUGAUAAAGGAGCAUUUAGUCGAAUUCAAUCAAUUGGCCAUGGCAAACGCCGAAGGUUCAGACAAUAUGCUGAACAGAGUUAUGCCCAAAGAUAACAUUGGAUUGGCUGCUCUUCUUAGAACUAAAGAAGCCGCUUGGGACAACGGUCUGCCAUCAGAUCCAGCACAAGUACAACAGCCCAUUUUAGUUUGCACAGCCCACAUUCAUUGGGAUCCUGAAUUUUGUGAUGUUAAAUUGAUACAAACGAUGAUGCUUAGUAAUGAAUUACGUUCCAUUUUGGACCAAGCUGGUCAGUCUUUCCGACCUGGUCAUAAGCCUGACUCUUCCAACGUGCAGCUUCUACUUUGUGGUGACUUUAAUUCUCUACCUGAUUCAGGUGUCAUUGAAUUUCUUACGUCGGGACGUGUUGCGGCCGAUCAUCGCGAUUUUAAGGACUUAGCUUAUAAAUCAUGCUUACAAAAGAUAUCUGGUUGCGAUAAACCUAAUGAAUUUACACAUUCUUUCAAACUUGCAUCCGCCUACAGUGAAGAUAUUAUGCCUUAUACUAAUUACACGUUUGAUUUUAAAGGCAUAAUAGAUUACAUUUUCUAUUCGAAACAAAGUAUGGUACCAUUGGGACUUUUAGGACCGUUAAGCGCUGAUUGGUUUAGAGAACAUAAAGUGGUAGGUUGUCCGCAUCCGCACGUACCAUCUGACCACUUUCCAUUGUUAGUAGAACUAGAAAUGACACCAACAGUAGGAACAAGCAACGGUUUGAUCUCACGCAGGCUCUAGCAAUAUCACUCGCAGUCGACUACUAUUCUAAUAGCGAAUAUUACGAAUACUCCACAUUGCCGCACAUUCAACAUGCUGACAGACAUAUUGAUGAAUAAUUCUAAUGACCAGGUGAAGGGAGUCGUGUUGUAAUGCGUUUAGCCCAUGUAUAGUGUAUUGCAUUUUUAAGAACUAACUUCCCAUAUUAAGAGUACCAUAAACUCUCUAUUACCAUCAUAAUAUGUAGAUACACCUAUUUUCCUACAAAAAUGAUAUUCCGAUCAAGCCUCUGUGAUAUCUCGUCAUAAACAAUUGGAACAAUUUCACAUAUUUAUUAACUAACAAACUAGUAUCUACUAGAAAAAUCCUAAUCUCUUCCUAAAUGUCAUUACAACAUUCUCCAAGCCAACUUUUGAUAAGAAUGCUGCCAUCCAAUGACAAAUUGUAUUUUUAAACAAAAGAAAACAAAAAAAAUAUGAAAACAUACACGCUAUACUGGGCUGUGCGAAGUGAUCGGAGUUGACUUAACAAUUUUAAUCAAGUACAAAUCUGUUCUUAUUGGCCACGUAUAUUGAUAAUGAUAAUAUUAUAUAAGGAAAUAUAGAUGAUAUUUGUAGCAAAUGUAAUUGUAAGUAUGGUAAAAUGUAACGAUGUUCGUCUAUCAUAGUAAUAUUGAGAUAUAUCAGUUGACAUUCAUCAUUAGGUAUGUUCAGUUCCAAUUAUUAAUAUAUAUCACAUCCAAUUUACUACUUGAUAGUUCAGUUGUAAAGUAGAUAAAUAUUAUAGGUAUCGAAUACCUGAAAUCUUCGCGUUAUCUACAACUGCAUUUCUUUCGUCAGAAAUAUAUAUUAUUUGACGAUACCUUUGAUGCUGUGUAUUAUCAUUAAAAGCAGUAAAAAAAAUUCACAAUUGUUAUAUUAAAUAUCUUAAGAAGAAAUAUAUAUAUAUAUAUGUGUGUAUGUGUAUAUAUAUAUAUAUAUAUAUAUAUAUAUAUAUAUAUAGCGAAAAUAAAUUGUUUGUAUGAGUGCAAUGAUUACGAUGGUUACCAUAUGUAAAAUUUGUAAACACACAACUGAAUUAUGCAAGUAGUCGAACAUUUAUUUGUCAAAGACGUAUGUGUAGUAAAUGUUGUAUAAAGUAGAUUAUUAUCUUAUAGUUUUAAUUACCGAUCGUAGAAAUGGCAUUCAGAACUGUACAUUGAUUCAUCCACAAUACAUUUUCAUGUGACAGAUACGUGGUCCUUGAAAAACAAAUGUAUUAAACUUUAUAUAGCUUAAUAACUUCGGGCCUAAUGUAAAACAUUAAUACUGUUUUCUUGCAAUACAUUUAACAUCAAACAUUUCAAUCGCAACAAAUACAUAAUCGUCAUAUCGUUUUAAUUAAUAGUAAAGGAAAAAAAAAAAAGAAAAAAAAAAAAAGAAAGAUAAAACAUAUGAGAACAUAUAUCAUUUCUUUUACCUUUACGAUAACGGUGACGAAGAAUUUCCAACUGAAGUUUAUUUUUUCAUAUUAAAAUUUAUUUAUAAAGAAUAAAUGGUAGAUCCUUGAACUAAUUUAUAAAACAACAUGUUUAAAACAACAUCAAUGGUUUUGUGGCAAUUGAAUGUUUCAUUAUAAUAAAUAUAGGUGAAUCCUAUAUAGCAUAAUAUAUUAUUGUAAGAAUAUUUGUUGUUAAAAAACUCACGUUAGUUUUAUGAAUGUUUUGUCAUCGAGAACGUAUUUAAUUUAAUUAUUACGAAACCAAAAGAUUUCAUGAAAUCAUCACGAAUGCUAAUCAACUGCAAUAUAUUAAAAAAAAAAAAUAAUAAAAAUAAAAAAAAAAAAAAUAAAAAAAAACAUACAAACAAACAUCUCUCUUACGGACGAAUAGAUUAUGUUAUAAUAAAGAAAUUUAUAUAUCAGCAUUUAAAAUACUAGGUAUUUAUAAAACUUUUUAAAUAUACUUUCUUGCUAAGUGUGUCUUAUAUAUGCUAAACUAUGAGUCUAUGAGUCUAUGAGUAAUCUGCUAGUAUUUCAUUACUUAGAAUAUAAAUAUAUAAAUGGUUAAGUUUAGACCAAUAUAAUUAUUACAUGCAAUUGUAAAGCAAUGUGAAUCAGUUAAAUUUAUGUUCACUUAAAAGAAGUAUGAACAAUAUGUCGUUGCACUUUCAACAGCACCUAGUAAGCCUUAUUAUUUUAAUAAAUAUACAAGAAACGCUAUUAGAUAACGAUCGUGCUCUUAUGCAUUUGGCUUACAAUAAGACUAUAACAAUGAAGUACUAACGAUUACCAUACAAUUAGCUUUGAGUACUGGGAAGCUCUGAAGAAUCGAUAAUUAACUUAUAAAUCGUGAUAGCCAUUUCGUAUCACGAUGCCUGUAGCUUAAAUGAUGUAUACAUUAAGUAAGUUACUUGUAUCACUUACAUCAAUAUUAUGUGCAAUGUUCAUUGAUAAUAUAUUUUUAUUAUUCUUUAUUCUUCGAUAUAUAGAUUUUUCCGAGAUCAGUAUUAAAUUAUAUAUCUGAUACAAUUUAUGUGAAUAAUUAUUAACAAAAAAAAAACAUUGUAAAGAAUCUAAAAGCUUUGUGUAUUAAUUUAUGCAUAAUAUUGAUCUUACAGUGAUACCAUGUCUUACUACCCAUAUCUCUCUCUCUCUCUCUCUCUCUCUCACACACACACACACACACAUACACACACUCACACAGACACUUUUUUUCAAUUAUAAAGUGUUAAAAAAAUAUAUACAAAAAUCUUAAGUAAUUUUAAGAAAUUUUUCUGUCAAUUGUUAUUUUUAAGAAUUAUUUCCAAAUGCUUUCAUUUUUAUAUCAUAGUUGUUCAAAUUUUCACCAACUGUAAAAAGAAAAAGUUUGAUAAAUCCUUUAACAUGAGAACACAAUGUUUUAUUUUAAUUGAAAAUAAAUUUAUUUUCAGUCUUCAAAGUAAAAUGUAAGAUAUCUUUUAUUGUAAAGUAAUUAAUAUAUUCAACAGAGCUGAUGUCACAUUGUUCUUAUAUUUCUUUGUAAUAAUAGAAAUUAAUAUAAAUUGAGUCAAAUAGUUGCUAAAUUUUUUUCAAUAAAUAUUUAUAAUUAUUUUUUAGAAAUAGAGGAGUUAAUGUUGUAUAAGAUAACUAUCUUUUAUUUUCCGUACGAUAUUAUAUAAUUAUAGAAAUAAUUAAUAAAUAGAAAUAAAUUUGAAGGAUCUAUCAAACUUUUCAGAAACAAAGUUUCAUUUAUAAAAGAAACAAAAAUUCAUCAUAUUUUAUAAUAUGAAUAUAUAUGUGUAUAUAUAUAUAUAUAUAUAUAUAUAUAUAUAUAUAUACACAUACACACAUAUACAUAUCUAGAUAGUUUUUGCCUUUAUUAGAACAAUGAGUACCUUUAAGAGUAUUUUAUUUUCAAUUUAUUACCUUCAGUGUUUUUUUGGCAUACUUCUAGAAAAAAAAGAAGGAUCUUUUCAUUUGCCUUAUUUAUUAUACAUCUUCUGAGCAUCUCCAGCAUGUAUAUCAUUCAAAUAUAUUAGUCUUAGAAGAGUUAAUAUUAAGUAGAUAUUUUUACGCGAUUAUAAUAAAUAUUCUUUGUGAGAUUCUGUACAAUGCGAACACUGUGUUCUGUUGCUUGGAAUGUUUAGUGUAUUUGUAUAAUUUCCAACUUUGUAAUGUGUAAUUAAUGCCUGUUCUUCUCUGUACUCUGCAAUUUAGAUAUAAUAUGAUAUAACUUACUUAAGAAUAUAAUAUAUAUAUAUAUAUAUAUAUAUACAUAUAUAUAUAUAUAUAUAUAUAUAUAUAUAUAUAUAUAAAAUUACACAAAGGGACACUAUGUAUGCAAUACUGCAUAAGUUUAUAUUAUUCAUCUAAUCAAGAAACAUUUUGUUUAUUAUCCAACUUGAAAAAGAAGAAAGAUUUUUUAUAGAAGUUAUUAAAAUACAAUGAAAUAAAUUUUAGUAUUCUCGUAAAUUCAGAUUUUUAUUCGAAGCAUCAAUUUUAAUGAGAUUAAUCGAUUUCUUAAUUUUUGGGCCGGAACUCAAAAGGUAUUAUAAAAUCGUAAAUGAAUAAUAUAUGAUUCGAUCCAAUCAUGUCAUUUACAACAUAGAGAUUAUUAAAAUGACUUGAUUUGCUUCGAUAAAAAUUUUAUUUGUUUACGAAACUAUAAAGAGAAUAUAAGGUAUGUAAUUCUGAGAUAAAAAAGAAAAGAACAAAUUAGACUGUCUGAGGUAAUAAUAACAAAGAAACGAAAAAAAAAAAAGAAAAAGAUAUGCUGACCUCAUAUGUGGUAUUGCACGAGUGUCGAUAUUUGACUUCCAUAGAUAAGAAUUAAGUUAUACAAAAUAAUAAUAAUAAUAAUAAGAUGAGCACAGCACAUUUCAGCCUGUACUUUUAUAAAAAAAAAAAAAACGUUCAAAAAUUGUAAACAUUGGAACACAAUUCUUGCGUCCUCAAAGUGCUAAAUCUGUAAAUUCAAUCAGGUUUCGUGUAAGCUUUCAAAAAUUAACUUUCGAUAAUUGAAGAGUAAAAAAAGAAUUGUUGUUUGGAAAAAAAAAAAAAAGCAUUUCUUUACAAAAUAUAUAUGCAUUAACUUGAUUCUUGUGUAAGAGUGAUAUGCGACCUUGUGAUCGAUAGAAAGACCUAAUUGAUUAACGUAGAAAUAAUGACAAUAGUUCUUCUACUGUCACUCAAUCGUUUAUAGAAGCUAAUAACAUCUCGAUAAUUAAUAUAUUAAUUGUAGUUUUUUAAUUCACACGUUUAAAUAUAACGAAAAAGUAACUUUAAAAAUCUUUCAAAUUUAGAUAUCUUCUUAAGUACAUCAUGCAUUUAAUCAAUACCGUACGUACAAUAAAUACCAUUUCAUCGUACAAUAGGAAAAUAAUUGCAUUGUAUUAUGUAAUAAACAUUGUGAUUGUGACUAAUGUACAGACAUGAUUUGUACUUCCCUUUUAUAUAAAUGAAUUUAAACAUUGUAAUCAUAGGACAUAGCAAAGCACAGAUUAAUCAACCAUUAGAAAUCUCUCUUUGUUAAGCAUUCGAAAUGAAAUAAUACUCAAGAAAACAUGGAAAGUACAAAUAUGUAGCUACACGGUCCUGAUUGAAUAUUGGUAAACAAAAGUUGUAAAGACAUAACCAAGGAGAGAAUGUGUAAAAUUAUAUCAUGAUCGAAUGCUCUGUCAGUCCGCACUUAAAUACCCUUUCGUGUUAUUUGAAUAUACAUUUUAAAAGUGGCAUAUACUUUACUUUUUAUUAAAAAUGCAAUGAUUGUAUAUGGGCUGCAUUUGAAUCAUGAUCAAAUGUAAUGAUUUACUAAGCGAUGCAAAAUAAAUGAAAAAGAUUUAAAGAGA